AUUCGGAUGUCAUUUAUCUACGAGUUCUCGGAAGCUCCAUAGUUGUCCUUAACUCAGCCAAGGCUGUGUUCGAGCUAUUUGACAAGCGGUCCUCUAUAUAUUCUGACAGGCAGCAUUCCGUAAUGUUACACGACUUCCUUGGCUGGGGAAAAGCUUUUGCUUUCUUAGGCUAUAACGACGAUUGGCGAGAACACCGUCGUCUCUUCCAUCAGCAGUUCCAGGGACAAGCGAUCCAGGAGUAUCAGCAUAAGAUGGUAAAGGAAGCCAGAAAACUUACCGCCGGCCUCUUGACGACCGACGAGUUCACGAAGAACCUUCGCCUGAUGUCGGCGGCGACUAUACUAGGCGUCACGUAUGGGAUGGACAUCCGAGACAACAGCGACCCAUACGUAGUCCUUGCCAAGAAGGCCAUGCAUUCGAUAGUACGCGCUACCACCCCAGGGUCGUAUAUGGUCGAAUACGUCCCAUUCAUGCGAUACAUACCGUCUUGGGCUCCGGGGGGCAAGUUCAAGCUGGAAGCAGCGGAGUGGCGUGAGGCCGUAUCUGCUCUGUUUACGAAGCCUCUCGAACAUAUCAAGAAAGAAAUGGUGCAAGGAACCGCGGCGCCUUCCAUCGCCGUGAGCCUUCUAGCUUCGCUGGAAGAAAACAGCGAAAACUCAGAAUCCGAACGCCUCAUCCGCAAUGUCACGGGAAUGGCGUACAUUGGGGGAUCUGAUACCACAGUGUCUGUCCUUGGGACCUUCGUACUUGCCAUGGUAUUGAACCCCUCCGUACAGGCGGCAGCUCAUGAACAGAUUGACCGUGUUGUGGGAAACGACAGUCUUCCAGACUACACAUAUCGCGAACUCUUGCCCUAUGUUACCGCGAUCUUGCACGAAACUCUGAGGUGGCGUCCAGCAGGUCCAUUAGGGAUACCACAUCAAGUAUCCGCAGACGACGAAUAUAACGGUUUCCACAUCCCAGCAGGUGCUGUCGUGGUUGGCAACGUAUGGGCGAUCUUCCACGACCCAGUCCGCUUCCCGAACCCGGACACCUUCGACCCCACUCGCUGGCUCACAUCGGACGGGCAGCUCAGUGAGGACGUGUCGGACGUCAUGGCUACGUUUGGCUCCGGCAGGCGCAUCUGUCCCGGGAGGCACUUCGCCAUGGAGUCUAUCUGGAUCGCUAUGGUGCACAUUCUCGCGAUGUACGACAUCGAGAAGCUGGUGGACGAUACUGGAAAAGUUGUCGAACCGAGUGGAGAAUAUACCUCUGGGCUCGUUGUGUACCCUGUUCCGUUCAAGGUAAUCUUCAAGCCUCGGUCUGCAGCUGCGCUCAGCCUCAUCCAGUCCAUGGCGCUCGAUGACUAAUACGCUGUUGUGCGAAACAAAGCAUAGGCUAUGUUAUUCUUCG
Phanerochaete carnosa HHB-10118-sp is the source of this 1392-nucleotide messenger RNA. RefSeq lists its product as uncharacterized. Bases 123 to 1349 code for a protein of 408 amino acids. The record is from RefSeq and is a predicted model, not a curated record. Gene Ontology annotation, molecular function: oxidoreductase activity, acting on paired donors, with incorporation or reduction of molecular oxygen; heme binding; monooxygenase activity. NCBI's taxonomy places the organism in Eukaryota, Fungi, Basidiomycota, Agaricomycetes, Polyporales, Phanerochaetaceae. The transcript is spliced from 13 exons.